Messenger RNA from Lutzomyia longipalpis, 517 nucleotides. Its product is annotated as histone H2B. The transcript has a single exon. Gene Ontology annotation, molecular function: protein heterodimerization activity; structural constituent of chromatin; DNA binding. Gene Ontology annotation, cellular component: nucleosome. Bases 76 to 447 code for a protein of 123 amino acids. The record is from RefSeq and is a predicted model, not a curated record. Lineage: Eukaryota; Metazoa; Arthropoda; Insecta; Diptera; Psychodidae.
UGACGCUUCAAACAGUUUCAUCUCUGACUUUGCGAAGCAAACAUCGAAAAGUAUUGCGAUUGAAUAACUAUCAUCAUGGCCCCGAAGACGAGUGGAAAAGCCGCCAAGAAGGCCGGGAAGGCCCAGAAGAAUAUUUCCAAGGGAGACAAGAAGAAGAAGCGCAAGCGGAAGGAGAGCUACGCCAUCUACAUCUACAAAGUGCUGAAGCAAGUCCAUCCCGACACUGGGAUCAGCAGCAAAGCCAUGAGUAUCAUGAACAGCUUUGUGAAUGAUAUUUUUGAGCGCAUCGCUGCGGAAGCUUCUCGCUUGGCGCACUACAACAAGCGCUCCACCAUCACGAGUCGCGAAAUCCAGACGGCAGUGCGUCUCCUCCUGCCCGGAGAAUUGGCCAAGCACGCCGUGAGUGAGGGCACAAAAGCCGUCACCAAGUACACCAGCUCCAAGUAAAGAAGGACUCGCGCAUUCUCCCCCCAGAAACAUCUUCUGUUUUUCAACAACAAAAAAACCGCCCUUUUCA